This is a messenger RNA of Thalassophryne amazonica, 2428 nucleotides long. It is a transcript of the gene gdpd5a, whose product is annotated as glycerophosphodiester phosphodiesterase domain containing 5a. NCBI's taxonomy places the organism in Eukaryota, Metazoa, Chordata, Actinopteri, Batrachoidiformes, Batrachoididae. The record is from RefSeq and is a predicted model, not a curated record. Bases 414 to 2156 code for a protein of 580 amino acids. The transcript has 17 exons. Gene Ontology annotation, cellular component: plasma membrane. Gene Ontology annotation, biological process: positive regulation of neuron differentiation; lipid metabolic process. Gene Ontology annotation, molecular function: glycerophosphodiester phosphodiesterase activity.
UGGCAACAUGGCGUCCGGUGGCCGGUGUUCGAUCCAGAUCUACAAAGAUCUCAGCGGAUUAGAGACGCUUUUAAAUGUCCAUCGGUGCGUCUUUAUUCAAGGAGAAACUACAUUAUCAUUUAUUUGAACCUUUUUGCAUUUUUUUUUAUUUGAUGUCUUACCUCUCAGCACUUAUUCUGCCGCUGUUCCACCAUAAAUCAGGCUGAUCUUGUUUGUCAGAAAAUUAACUUUACGGAAUAAUGACACAAAUCCAAACGCGAGGAAACGUCAUUACACGCAGAUCCGUGGAGGUUUAAUUCAUUAACAGGACGUCUGUUAACACUGUCCGGGAGUAAAAAGCUGUGGUGGAGUUUAGGGUUCCCGGUCCUGUGUGGGAUGUUAACGGACUGGUGGUGCCUUGAGGCUGAAGGAGCAUGGUGAAACACCAACCCUUACAGGUCUAUGAGAAGCAGGUCUUUGUGUCCUUUGUCGCCGGUAUCUAUGGUUGCCGCUGGAAGCGCUAUCAGCGUUCCCAAGAGAACAGCUCCAAGUGGGAAUGUACAUGGUUUACCAUUUUGUGUGGCUCAUUCCUUCUCCUUCUCUUCUGGAUCUACUUCUGGUUGGUGGCUCAAAAUGAUUUUAACGAGUUCACCUGGUCCAUAUAUAACCGCUCUGGAGAAUGGAAGGAUGAGACCAUCUCCAUCAUCACAUCCACCUCUGUGGGGUUCAGCUAUGUAACAUUCUUAAUGAUUUUAGCAUUUUUCCACAUAUCCUUGGGACAACAGCUCAACCUCUACUGGCUUCACAAGAUUGGAGUGUUGGCGACGCUGCUCACCACCAUCUCUGGCAUCAUCUGUAUUAAUGACUUAUGGGGGGAUGAAUGGAGCAUCCUUCUGGUGUCACUGCAGUCCACAGCGCCUUUCCUACACAUUGGUGCUCUGGUAACAGUCACAGCACUCGGCUGGUUGGUGGCUGGAUCGGUGUUCCACAGGGACAGAACUAAUUUCCAGGUGAUGGUGUUGCUGAUCUACAUCAUCAUCCUCUUGGCUCUCUAUCUUGCUCCUCUUACAUUCACCUGCCCCUGUGUGAUGGACCGGCCCCUGAGCCUCAAACCCCAGCCACACAUCAUUGGUCGACGAGGAGCUCCUAUGCUGGCUCCAGAAAACACUGUGGUGUCCUUCAACAGAGCCCUGCAGCAGGGAGUCAGCACCCUGGAAGCCGACGUCACCAUCAGUGUGGACGGGGUUCCAUUCCUCACGCGAGAUCGCACUUUCAAACGAACCACAGAUGUGAGCAAGGUCUUUACAGAAAGACAAGACCAGGACGCUUCAUUCUUCAACUGGACAGAGGUUCGCUGUCUGAACGCAGGCCAGUGGUUUCUGGAGACUGACCCCUACUGGACAGUGAACACCCUGACAGCGAGGGACCGCAUCAGAAUUGGCAACCAGACAAUUUGCAGCCUGGUGGAAAUGCUACGUCUGGCAGCCAGAGCCAACAGCUCUGCACUGUUGAACAUCCGCAGGCCUCCACCACAGCAUCCACGCCACCGAAGCUGGUUCAUGGACAUCCUGUGGGCUCUGCAGAAAGCAGGAAUUAACCAAAAGAGGGUGACGCUGACACCUGAUACAGACAGGGGAAGGGUUCGAGGACUUCAGCAGACAACCCAUGAGAAGCUGUCGGCACAGGAGAUCAAGCAGCGUGGAAUUACCAGCGUGACCCUCCAUUACAGCAAAGUCAGCCCCCAAGACAUUCAGGAUUAUCUGACCAAUAAUGUGAGUGUGACUGUCUACCCUGUGAACCAGCCCUGGCUUUUCUCCAUUCUGUGGUGCAGCGGGGUGCCUUCUGUGUCCUCUGAUGCCCCUCAAGUCCUCAGGAAAGUGCCUUACCCCAUCUGGCUCAUGAGCCAGAAAACUUACAACUUUACCUGGAUCACUUCAGAUCUCAUCUCUGUCGCCGUAGUCAUCGGGAUUUUCUCUUUUCAGAACUAUCAUUCCAUCAGGUGGAGGAGGAGCGGGAUGCAAUCAUGUAACCCAGAACAGAUCAUGUUGAACGCCAUGGUGCGUUGUCCCAGCCACGACGUCAACACUAUGAAGGAGAAGCUCAUAUUUUCAGAGUUGAACAACGGGAUGAGCAGCACAGAGGAGCUUUCUCUGUAUCCUGACAAUGGUUAUGUGUGAUUUCCUCAGGGACAUCUGAACACACUGGUCACCUUAGCUGGAAAAACAUUUGUUUCGGUGUAGACCAGUGUUUCUUAAAUUUUUUCAGACCAAGGACAACUUGACCCCCCCCCAAACAUCCUGUGGACCAUAUAUCUUCCCAAAUAGCCAACCAGCAGUAUAUUACGAAUUACAGCCAAGUAUUGACGACAUUACAAACAGCUUUGUUUACUCAGUCACAUGUAUGCUACUAUUAUUUAGAGUCAUUUAAACUGUUUAACACUUAAGUUACA